Molecule: messenger RNA, 420 nt
Organism: Magnusiomyces paraingens
Lineage: Eukaryota; Fungi; Ascomycota; Dipodascomycetes; Dipodascales; Dipodascaceae
Exons: 1
Coding region: 1-420 (139 amino acids)
Source: RefSeq, a predicted model, not a curated record
AUGUCUGGCUACCAAAAUUUUUGGGUCUUCGGCAUGAAUAAUGGUGUCCACUUUAUGUCGAAGCUGGUACUGUCAAUCCAGCUGCCAAUGAACCCCUUUGAAGACCUCACCGCCUCGCUUGAUACCGUCGUCCAUGAUGUCAUCCUCAACAAUAUUUCUCCUGAGUUGAUCGAACAUGUUAAUGAUGUGGCCAUUAGAGGCCGGACCUCUGGCUUUUAUCUUCAUCAGGAGUAUAGUCAACUCCAACCCGCCGAUGUCAUCUCACUUAUGAAAUCCCUCUAUGCUGGCAAUAUUGAUGUUGGUCCAAAGUUUGUUUCUUCUGUUCGUUCAUAUGUUGCUACCUGGCGUUCCAUCUACCAAUCAUUGUCGCCUGAUUCGGUCGUGGCCUUCAACGCUUUGGCUUCAAUGGUCCCACUGUGA